Thlaspi arvense is the source of this 1302-nucleotide messenger RNA. Lineage: Eukaryota; Viridiplantae; Streptophyta; Magnoliopsida; Brassicales; Brassicaceae. The record is from the annotation of a GenBank genome assembly.
CUUGAUUACGGUUUAUUUUGAUGCUGUCGAUAAGAUUGAUUCCGCCUCAAAACAGACCCGAUUGGUUGGGUUUUUCACUCGUCGUUUAGGUAUGUCUCGUCUAUCAGUCUAUGUUAGGGUUUCGUUUAAUUUCUGCAGUGAUCUUGGUUAGGGUUUAUUUUUUCCGUUUUGAAGCCAAUUCUUGAUUCCGUAAGGAAAAAUCAAAUAUGGGGUUUCCCAACUCCUCUAGUAUCUUCAUCCUGGGCUCUUUUUUAUAUUGGGCCUGGUCGUCGCAUACUCUUAAGCCCAUAAAACAUGGACGGCUUAUCGGAGAUUUCUAAAAUGUCACCGCUCCGUAGUUUCCCGAUGAUCGGGAGCUGGUUCUUAAAUCCUACUGUAAGUUGGAUUCGUGUGUUUAUUAUUGCAUCUAUUGAUUGAUGAUGAUCCGAGGCUAUUGAAUUCGUCUUGAUCCCAUAUCCAAUUCUGUUUUGAUUAGAGACUGGGAUAAGUCUGGCUUAGUUUUGUUCCCUCUUCUCAUUGGUUUUGUUCUCUGUUUCCUUUUGAUUCGAUUGCUUCCUUCACUGAUCUCCGGUACUCAGUUUGUGUAUUUGCUAAUCAGCGUGAUCUUGGUUAGUGUUUCUCUUGAAGCUACGUGGAAGCUAGACUCCGUAUGAAACUGUUAUGACACUAGUGAAAGAGGACCAUUGUGAGGAUUCUCAUAAUUAUAUGGGUUUUGCUCUGCAACAGGCUAAACUUGCUCUGGAAGCUCUUGAAGUUCCUGUGGGUUGUGUCAUUCUUGAGGAUGGUAAGGUCAUUGCUUCAGGGCGAAACCGAACAAAUGAGACACGCAAUGCCACAAGACAUGCAGAGAUGGAAGCAAUAGAUGAACUUGUCGGACAAUGCCGGAAAGAUAGUCUCUCACCCUCACAAGUCGCUGAGAAAUUCUCCAAAUGCGUUCUUUAUGUAACAUGUGAACCUUGCAUAAUGUGUGCAUCGGCCUUAUCAUUUCUCGGUAUAAAGGAAGUGUAUUAUGGAUGUGCAAAUGAUAAGUUUGGAGGAUGUGGUUCCAUCUUGUCGCUUCACUUAGGCAGUUCUCAACGUGAAGAAGCGCAAAGAGGAAAAGGGUACAAAUGCAGAGGAGGAAUAAUGGCAGAGGAAGCUGUCUCGCUUUUCAAAUGUUUCUACGAGCAAGGCAAUCCCAACGGUGCAAUGGCGAUUGCAGAGAGUGUCACUAAUGAUCAUAGAUACCAUUCGUAUAUUGCUUGCAAAGGACCAGCUUGGCUUGAUCAACACCUGUCAUUGGAAGCUGCUCACGGACUAUGA